Messenger RNA from Cetraspora pellucida, 252 nucleotides. The record is from the annotation of a GenBank genome assembly. NCBI's taxonomy places the organism in Eukaryota, Fungi, Glomeromycota, Glomeromycetes, Diversisporales, Gigasporaceae.
AAAACCAAAAACCAAAAAGUAAAACAAAUCAAUGCAAUUAACACAACAAGCUAUAGCAGAUAUAAAAUAGAUGCAAAUAAAUAUAAGAAUGCAGCUACAACAGGUUGGUCAGCAACAUUAGACAAGAUAAAAGUUUUGGAAAUUGGAAGUAUUACUAUGCUCAUAAGGAUAUCACUCAUCUCAAAUCAAUGUCAGCACUAUUGGGCCUCAAGUCCUUCAUUCAUAUCAUUAUAUACUGCUGAGUCACAAUAA